Pteronotus mesoamericanus is the source of this 1395-nucleotide messenger RNA. It is a transcript of the gene FETUB, whose product is annotated as fetuin B. NCBI's taxonomy places the organism in Eukaryota, Metazoa, Chordata, Mammalia, Chiroptera, Mormoopidae. Gene Ontology annotation, biological process: binding of sperm to zona pellucida; negative regulation of endopeptidase activity. Gene Ontology annotation, cellular component: extracellular region. The transcript is spliced from 7 exons. The coding region runs from base 116 to 1267 and encodes 383 amino acids. The record is from RefSeq and is a predicted model, not a curated record. Gene Ontology annotation, molecular function: cysteine-type endopeptidase inhibitor activity; metalloendopeptidase inhibitor activity.
GGUCACAUGUUCAGAUUGUGAUUAUAAAACUGCUCAGGUUGGCCUAAUAGAGCCCUGUGAGUAGCCCAUCCUGUAGCUCCAUGUGCUGAACCAUACUGGGUCUUGUUCCCACAGAAUGGGUCUGCUCCUACCCCUGGUGCUCUGCACCUUGGCUGCAUGCUGCACAGCUAGAUCUUUCCCCUUGCUGACCAACAGGCCCUUGUAUUUCCUCCCCCGUGCCUGCAAUGACUCAGAUGUGCUGGCUACAGCGGACUCUGCCCUGCAGGACAUCAACAAAGACCGAAAGGAUGGCUAUGUGCUAAGCCUCAACCGAGUACGUGAUGUUCGAGAACACAGACAGGGUGGUCCGGGAUCUGUGUUCUAUCUCACAUUGGAUGUGUUAGAGACUGACUGCCAUGUGCUCAGCAGGAAGGCGUGGAGGGACUGUAAAGUGAGGCUCCUUCAUGAAUCGGUUUAUGGUGAAUGCAAAGUAAUAUUUUACAUUAACUAUCCAAAAAGAGUUCUCUAUUUACCUGCUUAUAACUGUACUCUUCGCCCAGUUGCUCGCAGAAAGAUUGGCUUUAUGUGUCCUGACUGCCCGAGCCCCACUGACUUGUCAAAUCCCAGAGUUCUGAAAGCUGUCCAUGAGUCUCUUGCAAAAUUCAACAACGAGAGCACCUCGAAGCAGUAUUCUUUCGUCAAAGUCACCAGGGCUUCUAGCCAGUGGGUAGUUGGCCCCGCGAACUUUGUGGAAUAUUUAAUCAAAGAAUCACCAUGUACCAAAUCCCAGGCCAGCAGCUGUGCACUUCAGCCCCUUGACUCUGAGCCUGUUGGUCUUUGCCAAGGUUCACUGACUGAAAGUGCCUUAAAGAAGUAUGUCUCCGUGACUUGUGUCUUCUUUGAAUCACAGGCUCCCACCACUCGGGGCGAGACUUCUACUGCUAGCCAGGGACCUGAGAACUUCCCCAAGGUGGAAAAGGCCCAGGAGAAAAAUGCAGAACCCACUCUCUCACCCUCCAGAGCUGUGCCACGAGGGUCUGUCCAGUACCUUCCUGAACUGGAUGAUGAGGAGCCUGAAGAUCCCCAGGCCAAUGGGACUGCUGAGGCCUUCCCUGUGCAGCUGGAUCUAACCACGAAUCCCCAGGGAGAAACUCUCAAUGUCUCCUUCCUCUUCCUGGACCCUAUGAGUGAGAAUCCGGUUGUCCUGCCUUUCCCCAAAAAAGAACAUCACUCUGCUGCGUGUCCAGGACCGGCCCAACAGGCCAACCCGCUUGUUCUCCCACCAUGAGAACCACAUAGAGAGUUCCGUGCAGAUGCGGCACCGUGCAGGAGAUGAAAGGUAGUACAGAGGGGAGACAGAGAGACAAAGGGUUUGAACAUAGACAGUGGCUAAUAAAGUGUGUCUUUUUGACUCUU